ACUUCAAACAAACAAAGCAGAAGACAGGCUACAUUUGCGAGACGGCACUACGGCACAACUUUGCGCAGCAUCGAACUAUUCCGAGCGUUGCCGUUGUUUUUCAGGCAGUAAAGUUUGAAAAUAUGAAUCCAAGGGACUAGUCUCGAAAGUGUCAGUCUCCUUGUUGAUGGUGUGCGGUCUGGGCGUCACUGGCAUUGCUCGUUACUGCACUGGUCGGGUCGGAACCCGUUUCUUGUCUGCGUCUGUCAAUGCGGGUGAUUUGCGAGAGAGGGUUUGUCAGUGAAAUCUUGAACUCUAAGCUAUUUUCACAAAACGUAGGUUUAGACUCCAUCAUGGCAGUCACAAAUGAUGAUAAAAUAGCAAAAUUAGAAGCAAAAAUUGCGUCACUUCAACUACAACAUGACUUUCUGAAUGAUCACAUAAAGAUGAUUCAAGGUAAAAACCCAACUCUAGAAGCGAAAGUGAAAGCUGUUAUGGACUGGAAUCAAAAUCUUCAAUUGAAGGUCUUGGGUGAAGUAGACAAUAUAAGAUCUAGAGAACUAGCAACUCAUGAUAAUGAAGCAGGUAAAAAAGAAGCAUCUCAUGACAAGGGGAAGAGCCCUCAGUAGUCAUAUCUUUCAUACCACAGUGUGCACACGCAACAUGUUGUAAGAUGGAACUUCACCUUUGAUUUCUUAUCCUGCUAAAUUAUCCAAAUCACUACAACUACUUCUACCAAACUUAUUUCAAAGUAAAAUAUCUAUUUCGACAUUCUUCAAACUGGCCUUUAGCAAUGUACCCACUCCCUCCAAAAAACUAGUAGUUUUUUUUUUGUAAAUUUUAUGGUUGUUUGGCAAAAAACUUAUUUUACUUAUUUUCUAAGAUAGUAAAUGUCAACUGUACAGUUAAUUUAUGCAGUGAAGCUCAUUGUUGCUUUUCAUAUGUCGCUUCAUCAGAAACACAUUUUGUUCCAUCUUCUGUGCCAAAACUCAACCGCGGUGAUAUGCAAUUUGGAACCUGUGUCUUUGUCUUUAAAUCUUUCUCUCAAGUGCUGUAAAAUAAUUCUUGUACAUGAUGUAUAUAGCAAGCAGGUAGCUUAAAGGUGGGGCAUACUGAAUCUCCAGCAGCUUGCUUUUGUUAUUCAGUUAACAGUAUUAACUUUGUUUCUCAAUGUUUCUAGUCAUAUAUUUUAUUGAAAACAGCAUUGCUGUUGUUGAUGAUCAAUCUUAUAAGCUCUUGAUUAUUUAUUUUCAUCUCAACCCUUUGGACUGAUUUUAUUUUUCUUGGAGAAUGAUCUCUACACUGAAGCUACAAGCUGUGGUCUUGAAACCUUAUUAGAGAAGAGACUAGUGGUAACCCCUCAGGACAACCCUCCGAUACUUUCAAUGAUCUGGACGACACAGGAUCUGACAGAAGGUUUCGUAGUAUUUGUGUAUAAAGAAAGGUAUUUAUAAUAUUCCUGGUGAUGAGGUUGGAGCACAGAGAGUGUACCCUACAUACUUGAGAUCCUCUGUUGAACAAGCCAGAAGCAAUCGUCCCUGAAAAUGGUAAUGCUGCUUGAAUUCUCCAUCGCACAGAUCAUUGAAAGGAGGGGAUAAUACUAGAUGCCGCCCUCUCCCUGCUCCUCCUUGAUUAAUAAUAAUUUUAAUGCUGGUGUAGUGUGUGUAACUUUCCACUCUUAAAAUGUGGACCUUUGUCUUCAGUUGUAUGUAGGAUAGUGUUUUAUUCUUGUACAUUCCACUUUCUGUUUCCAUGUCUUUUGUAUUUCAGUGUCUAUUUGUUUUCAAGCUACUAAACUUGGUUUUAGUUGUGCACUUACUUCGGUUCAUUGUUGAUAAAAUGUUAAACAAAGUGCAUUAACAGCAUGUAAUUCUAAUCAUGAAGGGAAAAAAGCCCUCUUGUAUGCCCCCAAUAUGAUAUGUUUUAGAAGCUCCCGACAUAUGUCAAGAAACAAUUUCUUUGGUCAGAGUCUACACUUGCCCAACAUGAUUAGAAAGAACUGGCAGUAAUUCAAAGUUGGAUGCAGCGUGCACUAUUUCUGCUCAAUGUUUCUUUGUAGUUGAGCUUUGUUCAAGACUCAUACAUAGUUCAAAAUAAUAUGAAGCAAAACUCUUGUUUCCUUCUUGCAGCUUCAUCACAAUUUUAUUGAGGUCAGAUCUGUGAUUUCUUAUGUAGAGGUAUUCAAAUGAUUGUAAUCCAUUUAAGAGGUAACAUUUUAUUUACUGUCAUUGACUUCAAAUCUGUGACAUUCCUUGUAUAUUUGUAUAAUUAAUUGUUAAUGGUUUUAUCGGUUGUGUAAAUAAAUAUUAGUGACAAUUUGUGACAAUA
This is a messenger RNA of Thrips palmi, 2307 nucleotides long. RefSeq lists its product as uncharacterized. NCBI's taxonomy places the organism in Eukaryota, Metazoa, Arthropoda, Insecta, Thysanoptera, Thripidae. The transcript has 3 exons. The record is from RefSeq and is a predicted model, not a curated record. The coding region runs from base 249 to 608 and encodes 119 amino acids.